Messenger RNA from Gopherus evgoodei (Goodes thornscrub tortoise), 2549 nucleotides. It is a transcript of the gene AIFM1, whose product is annotated as apoptosis inducing factor mitochondria associated 1. The transcript has 18 exons. Gene Ontology annotation, cellular component: cytoplasm; mitochondrion. Gene Ontology annotation, biological process: apoptotic process; mitochondrial respiratory chain complex assembly. Lineage: Eukaryota; Metazoa; Chordata; Testudines; Testudinidae. Gene Ontology annotation, molecular function: NAD(P)H oxidase H2O2-forming activity; FAD binding; protein dimerization activity. The coding region runs from base 608 to 2371 and encodes 587 amino acids. The record is from RefSeq and is a predicted model, not a curated record.
UCAGCAGGCUCAUCCAUAUUUGGCUGUCAGGACUGGCUAGACGGGGGUGGAGUCUCAGGCAGGUCCUGGCUCAUAACAUAGCUAGACUCCUCCCCAGCUGCAUCUCCCUUGACUCCUCUCUUCCUCCUUGCUGUUCAUGGCAGGGGGCUCUGUCUUGGGCUCCUCUGAGGUAUCCAUUGUGGUCUGUGGUGCACUACUGGGGCCUCUGCCAAGUAUGGCAUGCAGCUCAUUGUAGAAAUGGCAGGUCUGCGGCUCAGCACCAGAUCAAUUGUUGGCCUCCCUGGCCUUGUGGUGCACCUGUCAAAGUUCCUUUGCUUUCACACAGCACUGCUGCCAGUCCCUGCCAUACCUCUUUGCCUGCAAACCCCUGUGCCUUUCUUUGCAGGUAUCCACAGUUCUGUGUCUGGUCCACAGCUGUGCUUGCACAGCCUCUUCUGUCCAUAGGUGCAGGAAUUGCAGUACCUCCCAUGUACUCCAGCCAGGAGUGGUUCUGGCACAUGGUUGGUUGGGCAGUUGCAUACAGCAGGAGUGAGCUACUAGGUGUACUUGCCAAGGCAACUUGUUGCAGCGAUGGAAUGUUCCCUUAAAACUACAGCUGAGCAGACAAAUGGCUAGCUCUGGUGCACCUGGGGGCAAAGGCGAUAGUUCUGUUUUUGUCCUUAUUGUGGGCUUAUCAACGUUAGGAGCAGGUGCAUAUGUGUACAAGACACUGAAAGAAGACAAAGAGAGAUUCAAUGACCGCAUCAAAGCAAUAGCUAUGAAAUCCCAAGACAUGAAGUCUACCUCUGAAGUGGGUGCUGCCUCCCAGGCCUCAACAAGUGAGAAGGAAUCCAGGAAUCGCCCUGCAGAGCAGGCGUUGACAACAGCUGAGCAGGGAGCUCCAGAGACAGAUCCGAGUGCUCGCCCUGAAUGUCCAUCCCAUGCUCCUUUUCUGCUGAUUGGUGGAGGCACUGCUGCUUUUGCUGCUGCUCGAUCCAUUCGGGCUCGUGAUCCUGGGGCUAGGGUGCUGAUUGUUUCUGAAGAUCCUGACCUACCAUAUAUGCGUCCUCCUCUUUCCAAAGAACUGUGGUUUUCAGAGGAUCCGAAUGUCACAGAGACUCUGCGAUUCAAACAGUGGAAUGGCAAAGAGAGAAGUAUAUAUUUCCAGCCGCCUUCUUUCUAUGUACCUGCUCGUGAUCUGCCUUAUACAGAGAAUGGUGGAGUGGCCGUCCUCAGUGGCAAGAAGGUGGUGCAUAUGGAUGUUCGAGGCAAUGUGGUGAAACUUGAUGAUGGAACGCAGAUAUCCUAUGAUAAAUGUUUAAUUGCCACAGGUGGUUCCCCAAGGAAUCUUCCUGCAAUCGAGAGAGCAGGGAAAGAUGUUCAACAGAGGCUGACGCUGUUCCGCAAGAUUGAGGACUUCAAAGCUCUAGAAAAAAUUUCAAGAGAAGUCAAGUCCAUCACCAUUAUUGGCGGCGGCUUCUUGGGUAGUGAGCUGGCCUGUGCUCUGGGAAGAAAGGUACAAGUCACAGGGCUGGAGGUGAUUCAGAUGUUCCCAGAGAACGGCAACAUGGGCAAGGUCCUGCCUGAGUAUCUGAGCAACUGGACAACAGACAAAGUCAAAAGAGAGGGUGUUAAUGUCAUGCCCAAUGCUGUGGUGAAGUCCGUCUGUGUCUGUGGGAACCGGCUGGUAAUUAAACUGAAGGAUGGAAGAAAGGUGGAGACUGAUCACAUAGUGGCAGCAGUGGGCCUGGAGCCCAAUGUGGAGUUAGCAAAGUCUGCUGGCCUGGAGGUAGACUCUGAUUUUGGAGGGUUCAGGGUGAAUGCAGAGCUGCAGGCGCGCUCCAACAUCUGGGUGGCAGGAGAUGCCGCCUGCUUCUACGAUAUCAAGCUAGGUAGAAGACGGGUGGAGCAUCAUGAUCAUGCUGUUGUGAGUGGAAGAUUAGCUGGAGAAAACAUGACAGGAGCUGCUAAGCCUUAUUGGCAUCAGUCAAUGUUCUGGAGUGACCUGGGCCCUGACGUCGGAUAUGAAGCCAUUGGCCUUGUAGACAGUAGCUUGCCUACUGUAGGAGUUUUUGCUAAAGCAACUGCAAAAGACACACCGAAGUCUGCAACGGAGCAGUCAGGGACUGGCAUCCGCUCAGAAAGUGAAACGGAAGCAGAAGCCUCUGAGAUUACAAUCUCUGCCAGCUCUCCUUCAACACCUCAGGUUCCAAAGCAAGGAGAAGACUAUGGCAAAGGGGUCAUCUUCUACAUCAGGGAUAAAGUGGUGGUGGGAAUUGUCUUAUGGAACAUCUUCAACAGGAUGCCAAUUGCUCGAAAGAUCAUUAAAGAUGGAGAGGAGCAUGCUGAUCUCAAUGAAGUAGCGAAGCUCUUCAACAUCCAUGAAGAUUGAGCCCCUGCUCCAAGACCUGUCUGGCUGGGGUGCAUCGGUGUAAGUGGGGACACACAUGCUGCAGGCUGAGAGCUCUCCCUGCCUCGGAGCGCUGACUCUGUGUUCUGAGUACUUUGUGAAUAUUUCCAGUAAUCUAGAACUCUGUUUGCACCAGUAAAUAAAACCAGAUUCUUCUAAA